Messenger RNA from Coregonus clupeaformis (lake whitefish), 801 nucleotides. It is a transcript of the gene c23h2orf76, whose product is annotated as chromosome 23 C2orf76 homolog. NCBI's taxonomy places the organism in Eukaryota, Metazoa, Chordata, Actinopteri, Salmoniformes, Salmonidae. The coding region runs from base 241 to 621 and encodes 126 amino acids. The record is from RefSeq and is a predicted model, not a curated record. The transcript is spliced from 5 exons.
UCUUGUCUUGCGAAGGGCCGUCAAACCCGGAAGCGCGUGUGUUUAUUUGCGGAAACUUCAUUUAGGAACAUACUAAUCCUAACCAGUAUCUAGCUAUAAAGGUUCAGCUCGGGUUUCUAAAUUAGUAUGUGCGUCAGUAUAAACUUAAAAGGCUACAGUGUCGACAUUUCACUGUAAGGAGAAAUUUGCUUUGCUAGCUAGAAGUAAACAGUCACCUAACGUUAGCUAGCCAGCUACAGUAUGUCCAGCGAGGCAGUCCUCACUGUACGGUUGGUAAGGUCGUUUGAGCACCGAAACUUCAAGCCAGUUGUAUUUAGUUGCGUGAAUUUAGAUCAAACGGUCGAGGAAUUUAUCCAGUUUGUGAAAAAUGAUGUUAGCACGAGGUCCGGUCUACCACCCCCCUUUAAGAAGUUUGGCUAUGAUACAAUGAAGAUCAUCCACCAGGCACAUGGCGCAAAGACAAAUGAGUUGGUGAUGAGUUUGGAGGACGAUGACAAGCUUAUUCUGCAAGAUGGACUAACCCUAAGAGCAGCAGGCAUUGCAAAUGAAACAGAAUUGGCCUUCUUCAGGAAAGAGGAUUAUGAGCUCUUUAAAGCUAACCCCCAACCAGCCUGGUGGUAAGGGUGUUUACUGGCCUUCAUCCUCCACUUCACCACGGGAGAGGGGAUUCUGAUCUGACAUGGAGGAUACACAUGGAUGGAAGGUUAUGGGGGGUGAUCUGUGCCUUCAGAUGAAAGUGGGAGUGUUUUCAUUUAACAUGCCAUUCAUAUAAAAAAUAAAAUGGUAUCUGCCUCGAUUUUA